UCUCGCGAUACUUUUCUCUCAGUGGCGGCUGUGUGGCCCCCUGUCUCAGUCCGGACGGAGUUGUUUCUGACAUCUGAAUGAAAAACAGUCUGAAUUGCUACCACUUUGGACAUAUAUAACAAUGGCUUCAGCCUUGGAGCAGUUCGUGAACAAUGUGCGGCAGCUCUCCGCUCAAGGUCAGAUGACACAGCUGUGUGAACUGAUCAACAAGAGCGGGGAGCUGUUGGCCAAGAACCUGUCCCACCUGGACACUGUACUGGGGGCCUUGGACAUCCAGGAGCACUCCCUGGGCGUCCUGGCUGUGCUGUUUGUGAAGUUCUCCAUGCCAAACAUCCCUGACUUUGAGACGCUCUUUUCCCAAGUCCAGCUCUUCAUCAGUACCUGCAAUGGGGAGCACAUCCGAUAUGCAACAGACACUUUUGCCGGCCUCUGCCAUCAGUUGACAAAUGCCCUUGUAGAACGGAAACAGCCAUUGAGGGGUGUCGGCAUUCUAAAACAGGCAAUAGACAAAAUGCAAAUCAACACAAACCAACUUACCUCAGUUCAUGCAGACCUGUGUCAGCUGUGCUUGUUAGCAAAAUGCUUCAAGCCUGUCCUCCCAUUUCUUGAGCUUGACAUGAUGGACAUCUGUAAGGAAAAUGGCGCCUACGACGCAAAGCACUUUCUAUGUUACUACUAUUACGGAGGCAUGAUCUACACGGGUCUGAAGAACUUUGAAAGAGCACUGUAUUUUUAUGAACAGGCAAUAACCACUCCAGCCAUGGCUGUCAGUCACAUCAUGUUGGAGGCCUAUAAGAAGUACAUCCUGGUCUCCCUGAUUCUCCACGGCAAAGUGCAGCAGCUCCCCAAGUACACGUCACAGAUAGUUGGCAGGUUCAUAAAGCCUCUCAGCAACGCGUACCAUGAGCUUGCUCAGGUGUACGCCACCAACAACCCAGCAGAACUGCGCUCCCAGGUGAAUAAACACAGUGAGACCUUCACACGCGACAACAACACAGGGCUGGUCAAGCAGUGCCUGUCCUCCCUCUACAAGAAGAACAUCCAGAGGCUAACAAAGACUUUCCUGACGCUGUCCUUGCAAGACAUGGCAAGUCGAGUGCAGCUGUCAGGGCCCCAGGAGGCGGAGAAGUAUGUCUUGCACAUGAUUGAAGAUGGUGAGAUAUAUGCCAGUAUCAACCAAAAGGAUGGCAUGGUCUGUUUCCAUGACAACCCAGAGAAAUACAACAACCCCGCAAUGCUUCACAAAAUUGACCAAGAGAUGUUGAAGUGUAUAGAGCUGGAUGAGAAACUAAAGUCCAUGGAUCAAGAAAUCACAGUAAACCCGCAGUUUGUUCAGAAGAGUAUGGGAACGCAGGAGGACGAUGUCGGCAGCAAAACAUCAAGUUACUCCUGAGGGGCAUGGACAGGGGAGAACGCUGCCACCCUUCAGGUUCUUGUUGGAUUACUUUUUUUAAAGAGGAAAAACAUUCUAUUGAGUAUGGACAUUGGUCAAGGAAAAUAUAAAAUGUGUGGAAUGAUAAUUUGGUUAUUUCUUUCACAGUGUCUUGAGGAAACCUUAACAAAAACAUUUUUUGUCAGUGUUUUAUUUAUCAAUGUUCAGAUGGAAGAGCCACUGCUGCAUUAACAACCAUAAUAAUAAAAACUGGACUUAUUUGUUCAAAAAAUAA
Messenger RNA from Oncorhynchus gorbuscha (pink salmon), 1667 nucleotides. RefSeq names its product COP9 signalosome complex subunit 3. Bases 122 to 1393 code for a protein of 423 amino acids. NCBI's taxonomy places the organism in Eukaryota, Metazoa, Chordata, Actinopteri, Salmoniformes, Salmonidae. The transcript has 12 exons. The record is from RefSeq and is a predicted model, not a curated record. Gene Ontology annotation, biological process: ubiquitin-dependent protein catabolic process. Gene Ontology annotation, cellular component: COP9 signalosome.